ACUUGCGAGAUUAAAAGUUGAACGUAACCUUCUUUCAUCGCGUGUUAACGGCGGUGUGUUAUUCCAAAGUUGAUUAGUGUAUAAACAAGUUCACAAUCAUGAAAUUGAACGUCUCUUACCCUGCCACAGGGUGUCAAAAGUUAAUAGAAGUUGACGAUGAACAUAAACUUCGCGUUUUCUACGAGAAGCGCAUGGGCAUGGAAGUGCCUGCUGAUUCCCUUGGAGACGAGUGGAAGGGUUAUGUCGUACGCAUAGCCGGUGGAAAUGAUAAGCAAGGAUUUCCCAUGAAGCAAGGUAUCCUGACCAAUGGCCGAGUUCGUCUGUUGUUAUCCAAAGGACAUUCUUGCUAUAGACCUCGUCGUGACGGUGAGAGGAAAAGAAAAUCUGUCAGAGGUUGUAUCGUUGACUCCAAUUUGAGCGUGUUGGCUUUGGUCAUUGUAAAGAAGGGAGAGAAAGAACUGCCAGGACUUACUGACAACAACAUCCCUCGUCGCUUGGGACCAAAAAGGGCCUCCAAAAUCCGUAAGCUGUUCAACCUCACCAAGCAAGAUGAUGUGAGACGCUUUGUUGUAAAGCGUCCUGUCCAGAAGGAAGGCAAAAAAGAAAAGUUGAAGGCACCAAAAAUCCAGCGACUCAUUACACCAGUUACCUUGCAGAGAAAAAGACAUAGGGUUGCUUUGAAGAAGAGACGUUGCUUGGCUCGUAAAGAGCAAGCAGCUGAAUAUGCCAAACUCUUGGCUCAGAGGCACAAGGAAGCAAAAGCCAAGCGCCAAGAAGAGCAAAAGAGAAGACGCAGUGCUUCCAUGCGCGACUCCAAAUCUUCCAAUCCAGUCAGCAAGUAAGAAGUAAGAAGAAUGAGCUCAGCUGUUCUGAAUUAAUCAGAAAGUUCAUUUCUGUACUUAUGGUUAACUAAUUUUGUUAUAAAUCAUAAUUAUAAGAAACAAACUAUUAUUCAAAGAUUCUUCAAAGAAAAUUGAAUAAAGUGUUAUAAAUUAUA
Trichogramma pretiosum is the source of this 997-nucleotide messenger RNA. Its product is annotated as 40S ribosomal protein S6-like. Bases 99 to 842 code for a protein of 247 amino acids. Gene Ontology annotation, biological process: translation. The record is from RefSeq and is a predicted model, not a curated record. Gene Ontology annotation, cellular component: ribosome. NCBI's taxonomy places the organism in Eukaryota, Metazoa, Arthropoda, Insecta, Hymenoptera, Trichogrammatidae. The transcript has a single exon. Gene Ontology annotation, molecular function: structural constituent of ribosome.